Molecule: messenger RNA, 1465 nt
Organism: Aspergillus nidulans FGSC A4
Lineage: Eukaryota; Fungi; Ascomycota; Eurotiomycetes; Eurotiales; Aspergillaceae
Exons: 8
Coding region: 1-1326 (441 amino acids)
Source: RefSeq, a predicted model, not a curated record
AUGACUGCGAUCGUCAUAUCUACUAAGCCUCCGGGUAGUGCGCACCUCAACAUUACACUGGAUGACUGGAGCUCCGUACGGUUAGAAGUCCCGCUUGAUUACUGGGAUCCCUCCCGGGGAGUCACGGCCGUCGCCUUCCUCAAGCUUUCCGCUACUAAUGCAACAAGCAACACCCGCAGUCUGCUUAUCAACCCAGGCGGGCCCAGGGGCUCAGGUAUCGAAUCCAUCUUCUCGCAAGGCCUAGCAUUGGCGGGUCUUCUGCAAGGCCAGCAUAACAUCGUCGGCUUUGACCCACGCGGGGUUGGUCUUAGCGGUCCGAGUGUGGACUGCUGGCCUGGAAACCCAGAAGGACGAGCGCAGUUUGAGAGCUCUACUUCCCGGAAAUCUACAAUGCCUCUUCCACCGCGUUCCAUUGUCGGUGGCUUGAAUGGCUCUGCAGCGUUUGUGAGCACGCCGGCCGUGGCGCGCGACAUGCUUUCAUUCGUCGAGGCCGAACAGAAGCAAAGACCGGCGAAGAAUGAGAGCGACAACGAACAGGCAAAGCUCUGCUGGGGGAAAGGAACGCUACGCAUUCUGGGGCCCGUCUGUACACGACAUCAGAUCCCAACUCGACGCCCUCUUGCAAAACCUGAAAUACAACCCUAUUCCUUUUCCACCGAGCGUUACUACCUGUCUUUUACCAAUGCUAGCAACCUAUUCCGAUCUCAGUUCAUCUUUCAAGCCAUGUACAUACCGGCCGAGAGAUUACCCAAACUCGCAGCUAUCCUGGCUGGCCUAGAACAGAGCAAUACGACUGCCUACGCCAUCGCAGUGACCGGCGGCACCAUCCCUGCAAGCCCGUGCAACUAUGCCCCGAGCACGGCGACAAGGGACGUCGACACUCUGAAAAAAUGUGUGGACGGUGCCGGUGAAAAGCGGUUCAGGAGCAUUAGCCAGUUUGAGGACUAUGUGGAUGUCCUAACGUCGCAAAGCGAGUUCUUCGGCGAGGUCUGGCCAAAUAACGCUAAUGGUGUCGCUUGCAGAGCUUUUGAAGUGUCACCGCCAGAAACGAAGAAGCUCAAAGACACAAUUCUCGACAGCCGACAAACAGCAAGUCGAAUCCUCUUCGUGACCACCGAAGUUGACCCCGUCGCUCCAAAGAGAGGUGCCAAUAAGAUGUCCUCCGUUUUUCCCGGCUCCGCAGUUCUCAUCCAACACUCAGUCGGACAUACUGCGUUUCUCAGAUUAUCGAUCUGCUUCGCGCGACGGAUCCGGGAUUAUCUGCUGAGUGGGCAGUUGCCUCCCCCGAAUAGUACGUGUCAGGCCGAUGCAGAGCCCUUUUGGUGAGAAUUUCGCUGCUAAGUCUGGGUAUGGAUUUGGGGGUUGGUUGGUUCCUUUGUAUAGGGCUUGUCGGAAUUAUCAAUUCUUUGCACAUGAAUGUAUGUAAUGGUUUUCCGGAGGCAAUUUAGGCUCGGAUAGUCUUCGU